Passer domesticus (house sparrow) is the source of this 1145-nucleotide messenger RNA. RefSeq names its product serine/threonine-protein kinase pim-1-like. Gene Ontology annotation, cellular component: cytoplasm. Gene Ontology annotation, molecular function: protein serine/threonine kinase activity; ATP binding. The transcript is spliced from 7 exons. The record is from RefSeq and is a predicted model, not a curated record. The coding region runs from base 1 to 669 and encodes 222 amino acids. Gene Ontology annotation, biological process: negative regulation of apoptotic process; protein autophosphorylation. NCBI's taxonomy places the organism in Eukaryota, Metazoa, Chordata, Aves, Passeriformes, Passeridae.
AUGGCCGGGCCGGGGCGGCCCGACGGCACCAGCGCACCCCUGGAGAUUGUCCUGCUGGACAAGGUGUCCAGUGGCUUCUCCGGUGUGGUCCAGCUACUGGAGUGGGUUGAGCUCCCCAACAACAUCUUGAUGGUGCUGGAGCGGCCAGAGCAGUCUCAGGACCUGCACCAUUUCAUUCAAGCACGGGGCUUCCUGUCCGAGGGGGUGGCGCGGCAGCUGUUCCACCAGGUGCUGGAGGCCGUGCGGCACUGCACCAGCUGCGGGGUCCUGCACCGCGAUAUCAAACCAGAGAACAUCCUGGUUGACCUGGCCACCAGGCAGGCCAAAUUGAUUGACUUUGGCUGUGGCACCUACCUGCAAGAGACAGCCUACACUCACUUUGCAGGAACACCAUCAUACAGCCCCCCGGAAUGGACCCGCUUUGGCUGGUACCAUGGCGAGCCAGCUACCAUCUGGUCCCUGGGCAUCCUGCUGCACGAGAUGGUCUGUGGGAAGAUGCCUUUCAGGAGGGGCUGGAACUUCAGCUGGGGCCAGCUCUCACUGCCACAACGGCUCUCUCCAGAGUGCCAAAAUCUGAUUGGGUGGUGUUUAUCCAUGCACCCCUUGGCCAGACCCUCAUUAGAAGAGGUGUUCUGUCAUCCUUGGAUGCAGGAUAUUGAUCUGCCCUAGAAGAAGGGAGAGAGCCACAGGCACACUGUGCUGCAGGGCCCUGGGAAGGAGAAGGAGCCCCCAGAGAAGCUGUACCAGGUGGGGCUGCUGCUGCAGGAGACAGCGAGGAUGACAUCAAGGAUGACAUGAAGGAUGACAACCUCUUCCUCAACCUGGCCACCAGCAGUUGAAGAGGAAGCAUUCUGGUUGGUCCAGUCUGGAUCAGGAAGUUCUUGGGAGCAGCUGUGGCGUGGAUGGGCCGUGCCCUUGGAGCAGGCUGAGGACAUCGUUUGGGACCAGCUUUUCUUCCAGCCAUGGAUGGCGUGAGAAAAAUCAUCCUAAAAAGGAAUGUACAGCAAAAAGAGAAACAUUUCUGAUAAACAAUGAAAAUGUAGGCUCCUCCUCUGUUUACUUUUCUCUGGAUACCCUUAAGAAAAAAAUCUAGCAGAUAUGAGCAGAGGUGUGAAGUGUUUCCUUUGGACUAAGCUGGAGUUCAG